This is a messenger RNA of Malania oleifera, 1231 nucleotides long. RefSeq names its product exosome complex component RRP41-like. The transcript is spliced from 7 exons. Gene Ontology annotation, cellular component: nuclear exosome (RNase complex); cytoplasmic exosome (RNase complex); nucleolus. The record is from RefSeq and is a predicted model, not a curated record. NCBI's taxonomy places the organism in Eukaryota, Viridiplantae, Streptophyta, Magnoliopsida, Santalales, Ximeniaceae. Gene Ontology annotation, biological process: poly(A)-dependent snoRNA 3'-end processing; nuclear mRNA surveillance; rRNA catabolic process. The coding region runs from base 92 to 856 and encodes 254 amino acids.
UCAGAGCAUGCGCUGUGCUUACUGUGCGGACUAUAGCCUUACAAGCUAGAGAAGACGAGGAGGAGGAGGAAGAGGAGGCAAUAAUCGGACGAUGGCGGGCAAGGCUGGUACCACCCCAACUACAUACUCUCCUUCGCCAACCCUAAAAACCAAGCGACCCAUUUUCAAUGACCUCGAUUGGGUGAGACCUGAUGGUCGCGGCUUUCAACAGUGCAGACCUGCCUUUUUGAGGACGGGGGCUGUGAAUGCUGCAUCAGGGUCUGCCUUUGCGGAGGUUGGAAAUACGAGGGUCAUUGUGUCAGUUUUUGGGCCUAGAGAAAGUAAGAAGGCUAUGAAGUAUAGUGACAUUGGUCGGCUGAAUUGUAAUGUCAGCUAUACAACUUUUGCCACUCCAAUUCGUGGGCAGGGAUCAGAUCACAAAGAAUACUCCUCGAUGCUUUUUAAAGCUUUGGAGGGUGCCAUAAUCCUGGAGACUUUCCCCAAGACAACUGUGGAUGUGUUUGCGCUGGUUUUGGAAUCUGGUGGCGGUGAUCUUCCUGUUGUGAUAUCGUGUGCUAGUCUUGCCCUAGCAGAUGCAGGAAUUAUGAUGUAUGACUUGGUUGCCUCAGUUUCUGUGUCUUGCCUUGGUAAGAACAUUGUCAUUGAUCCUAUUGCGGAGGAGGAAAGCUACCAAGAUGGAAGCCUAAUGAUUGCUUGUAUGCCUUCUCGUAAUGAGGUCACCCAGCUGACUAUCACGGGAGAAUGGUCAACUCCAAAGAUUAAUGAGGCAAUGGAGCUGUGUCUUGAAGCUUGCUCAAAGCUCGCAAAGAUCAUGAGGUCAUGUUUGAAAGAAGCUGCUUCUGCUUUGCCGGAAUAGAGAUUUUCUACCCCUUUUUCGUUCGUCCCCUUGUCACAUUACAGAUUAAAACCCCCUCCACCCACCUCCCAUUAUUUUUUUUCUAAAAAAAUUUCUUUUUCUUUUUCUCCUUCCAAUUCAAUGUAUAAAUUAUUUUGCUUUAGGAAAAAUUGACUUUUUUUUUUUUUAGGGGGGGGGGGGGUGGUAGAAUUUGUGUCUAUUUGAAUGUUAGCCCCUGUUUUCUUUGAGUAUCCGUAUUUUUCGAGUCAACUUGGGGCCCUAGAUGUGCAUCUGUGAAGGAAGAUAACAGACAGCAGCACCCAUUCACAAAUGGUUGCUACCCAUGUAAGGAUGGGAAAUUACGGCAUUAUUGAGUCAGAAGGAAGCCUUUACUAA